UGUAGUAGGUAUUUUUGUUUGACAAUUUUGUUUGGUUUUGUCUGUGAAUUUUUUAUCAUUCAUUUCUGAAGUAGACUUUUAUCGUAUUUAAGAAAUGCAAGAACAAAUAUCUCUACACAUAAACAGAGGGUCGACGGUAUUACAAAGUUCAUUACAUAAAUGACAAAAUAUGAUUUAAUAAUUUGUGGUGAAGUUAUCCUUGGGAUAGUGGAUUGAUUUUAUUAUAAGGUUAGAAACAAACAAUAAUGAUGAUAUCAUAUUAUUAAAAUGGAAUCUAACAUAUUUUGUAAACAAUGAGUGCACCAAGUGGAUGUGUAAGCUGUAGUGAUGGGUCACAACAAUUUGAUGGCAGACAUGAUGUGGACUGUUCAGAAGGUGAUGAUAUUCAAAUUCGCUUGGCACCACAUGUGCAAGCAUAUUUGGCACAUAACAAUUCCACCACAAAUUGUUGUGGGCUUGCUAUACCUAUUGCCUUUGAGAGGGCAGCACCAGGAACAUGGUGGAACCCCAGAUUUGAUUCAGAAAUACUUGAAGGUCAAUAUCGAAGUAGUUCCUUUAGGCAAAUAAGGUUAAGAUUCAGAUUUGCACUUUUAUACAUUUUGAUAUUUUCUAUAUCAUGGUUUGUCUACUUUGUGGGCCUUGGCUUAAAUGGCGUGACAGUCAAAUGGCCAUUUUUAUGUUCAAUGUUUGCUGGGGUCCUUUUGAUAACAUCUGUCAUGUUAUUUGUUACUUUUACAAAUAUUUAUAGGGUGUAUACUUUCAAACUGUCCUUGGUCAUGGCACUUGCUCUGUGUACACUUAGCCUCUCAUUAGUGACUCUGACCACACAGCUCCAAGUAGAUUCCACUCAGGCUGCUGAUAUUAGCCAGUCGGGACAUUUCACUAUGUGUAUUGAAAUUCUUCUGAUUAUAUAUACACUGACACCAUUGCCAUUGUAUGUUUGUGUUAUCAUUGGUCUUUUGUAUUCUAUAGUAUUUGAAGUUCUAAACAUAUUCCUGCAUUUGACUGAACAGCAAUGGCAAAGUCCUGGAAUGUUUGUCAGAAUAUUACUUCAACUGUGUGUGCACAUAAUUGGUGUCCAUAUUUAUCUUAUGACAUUUGUGAGAAUGCGUGGUACAUUUAUGAAAGUAGGACAGAGUUUAUUAGUGAGGAGGCAGUUAGAAAUGGAGAAACAAUUGAAAGAGAAAAUGAUACAUUCAGUAAUGCCACCCAAACUUGCCAGUUGGUUGAUGGAAGAGCAAGUACUGGAAUCCGAUACAAACUUAAAGAAUAAUGAUCCACUAAAUCCUAGAAAUUCAAAUCCAGGAGCAUCAGAUAUUAAAUCUUUAUUUAGACCUUUUAACAUGAGUUCAAUGGACAAUGUCAGUAUUUUAUUUGCGGACAUUGUUGGUUUCACAAAGAUGUCCAGCAAUAAAGGUGCUGAAGAAUUAGUGAACAUUCUAAAUGAUCUAUUUGAAAAAUUUGAUGAACUCUGUCAGAAGCAUGGAUGUGAAAAGAUAUCAACUUUAGGUGAUUGUUAUUACUGUGUAUCAGGUUGCCCAGAACCUAGACCAGAUCAUGCUACUUGCUGUGUUGAAAUGGGAUUAGGGAUGAUAGAGGCUAUACAAGAAUUUGAUAGGGAGCGAGGUGAAGGAAUUAAUAUGAGAGUGGGUGUCCAUACUGGCACAGUUUUGUGUGGUAUAGUGGGUACCCGGAGAUUUAAAUUUGACGUAUGGAGUAAUGAUGUAACUUUUGCCAAUAAAAUGGAAUCCACUGGAAGACCGGGACGUGUUCAUAUAUCAGAGGAAACUAGCAAAUUCCUUGGAGGUUCUUAUGUUUUAGAAGAAGGUGAAGAAGUAUUUGGUCAUAAAACAUACUUCAUAGAAGGCCGGCAACUGUAUUCUCCAUACAACAAUGAUCACUCCCUCACACCUUCCAAUCCCGUUAACUUACGCCUCAUUAUAUCUCCUGCAGCUUCCCCGCAGUCAGUCCUAUCCUUCAAUAAUUCUCCUGUUCCUCUAGCUUCAAGAGAACUACAUUUGAGUGAUACGAAAGGCAGCCCUCGGACGGGAGAUUCCAGUAAUUUUUUAUCACCAAAUCCAUUCAACUUUCGUGCUAAAGCUAGUUCGCUGCCAAGCAUAUUGGAUUCAGAGGCAGAGUUGGAAGAGAAACGGGAAAAGAGAUUUAUUGAUAGAAACGAUGGUUCUUCUAAAAGUCCAACGUCUGUCGGGAGUUACGGCAAAUACACGAAUAAGUUAAAAAAUUGGAAAGUGCCUAGGUUCCUGAGAAAACAUUCAGAUACACCUUUGCACGAGAUAAAGAAGGAAUUGAAUGAGAAAGCAUUACAUAUGCUGGAAUCAGAAGGCGUUGGUUUGCAGUCAAAUAAUGGUUAUCAUCAAGUGCCCAUUGUGAUAGAAUCUCAAGACAAUAAGUGUGGCAGACCUGUACAGAGCGGCAGUAAGCUGAAUAUACAACAAAGUCAUGACACGGCUUCCUUUGAAAAGGAAAUUAUUGAUAUACGAUCGUAUUUGAGUCAAUCGAGAAGCAAUAUGUCUCCUUUUGCUAGAAGUAGCAGUUACAGAUCUCAAUAUGGAAGGUCUAAUAAUAUAGAGGUUCCCGUAUGUCGCGCUCGAAGCUCCACAAUCACGGCACAAGGUGAAGUAGUUCGGCCCAAAGAUCGUCGCUUGAACCUGCCGCUGCCGGUCCCGCAGCCCCGCCCGCAAGAUGACGCCGUCAGUCUCUGUCCUUCUGUGAAUAGCAGGAAGGAUUCGGGCAUCAGAAGUACUAGUCGACGGUCCAGUAUACAGCAACAGAUCUUUGCACUGAACCACGCAGCAAUCGCUACUUCCCAAGCUGAUAUGAUGCAGCAUAGAGUGUCCGGCUACUAUACCUCCAGCCAGUCCUCACUCAACGAGCUUUCAUCGAGAUGCCGCUUGCCGCCGCCGCUCAACGAGCAACAAGUGCAAUCACUACAGAAACUGCGCAAACAAUCUGAUUUGCAAUUGAUCCGCUGUGUACAAGAUAAUGCGAGGUCAGGAGUUAAUUACUUUGUACAACCCCCGUUAAAUAGAUUUACUUUGUUCUUUAAAGCGAACGAUAUGGAGAAACAUUAUAGAGACAAAGCACACAGAAGCGACGACUGUGAAGACUUUCCGCCGACUCUAACCACCUCAAGAUUCAACACCGCCUUAGACAUUUUAGUGUCUGCCAUUAUUUUUUUAGCUGUGACAACAUCUGUAUUUAUAUUGUACAAAGAGUGGAGGCAUUCCAUUAUAUCCUUUGCCUUCUUUUUUCUUAUCGAAGUUUUAGCCAUGUCACUGUGUGUUUAUAGACAUUAUCUGAAAUGGAAAACUAAGACAGAUCCCCACGAAGUGACAAAUGCUAUGAAGCGUUCCGUUAAAAUAUUUAGAAAAUGCUCUAACUGGUGUCCGUGGCAUUUGUGUGGCAGUUUGCUUAUAAGUUUGCCUAUUCUAGCCGUUCUCAUAAAUUUCUCUUGCUUAAAUUCCACAGUCGUGAUUUUGAAAGGCGAACAAUCGUUUUACAUCUACCUUUUAUGCAUUAGCAUCGUUCAUUUUGUUAAUUUUACUCAGAUGUGUUGGCUCGUUAAAAAUACGCUGGUGACCUUAUAUGCUGCUCUGUUCCUUUUCCUCGCCUUGCUCGGUUGCCACGAAGCGAAUACUCAAAUUGUAGAUCGUAAUAUUGUAAAUCCACCAUUAUUUGCUCACAAUUUUACAGAUUUUCUAGAUAAUAUGACAAAUGUGAAUUAUUUAUUAGAGAAUGUGAAUAGCACACGAACAGAAGACGCAGUGCAUCACAUGCUGCAUUUGAAAGAGUUGUACAUAGACGUCGCAUUGUUAUUAAUGUUAGUGUGGUUUUUGAACAGAGAGUUCGAGAUAAGCUAUCGGUUGAGCUUUUAUAGCAAUGUUGUUGCGAAUCGGGAUAAGCAGAGGGUUCAGAAUAUGAGAAAUCAGGCCGACUGGCUGCUACAUAAUAUUAUUCCACGUCAUGUGGCAGAUCAGCUGAAAAAUACGGCCAAGUAUUCGGAGAAUCACAAAGACGUGGGGAUCAUCUUUGCCAGUAUAGUUAAUUUUAACGAAAUGUACGAUGAGUCUUAUUUGAAAGGGAAGGAGUACUUGAGAGUAUUGAACGAGUUGAUAGCUGAUUUUGAUGAGUUACUAGAGAGGCCCGAGUUUCAACAUGUGGAGAAAAUUAAAACUAUAGGUAGCACUUUCAUGGCCGCCAGUGGACUCAACCCUGACCUGAGACGUGCUUCCCGCGACACUCAUGAUCAUUUAUAUCAGUUGAUGGAUUUCGCUUUAGAAAUGCAAAAAGUGGUAGACAAUUUUAAUCAGGAUCUUCUUGAAUUCGAUUUUAUAUUAAGAAUCGGGUAUAAUUUUGGCGAUGUAACUGCGGGAGUGAUAGGAACUACUAAGUUAUAUUAUGAUAUCUGGGGUGAUGCUGUCAACAUUGCUUCCAGAAUGGAUUCCACUGGCGUAGUCAAACGCAUUCAGGUUGGAGCCUCUUGUAUACCAGUUCUGUCUAAUAUGUACGAAUUUGAGCCUCGUGGUAGUGUCUAUGUGAAAGGUAAAGAUAACAUGAAUGUAUAUCUCGUAGUAGGCAAAAAGGACACGUAGAUAAAUUUUAAAAUAACGUCGAACGUAGAAUCUGUGAUUUAAUUAAUAUAUUUUAUAUAUUGAUAAUGUUAAAAUAUUAAAAAUUCUUUAUUUAUUGUGUGCAGUGAUUAAUAUAAAACCGUGCAAGCUACAGAAAUACUCUCGAGUUCAGUAAUUUAUUACUUAGUUUAAGUUUCUGCAUAAGCAGUAUGUGUGUGAUUAUUUUAUAAAAUAUAAUUGUAUUUAUUGUAUAAUUAUUUAUAAUGUGCUAAAAUACUUGCCUAUUGUGGUAAUGAAUGAAAAAUCUGUGACCAGAAUUCUAGUCCCGAAAGAAAUGUUCCGUGGGGUGGUCCUUUUUGUAGUGUGAAAGUGGAUUAGAAAAUUUACAUAGCUUUUAUGUAUAGACCAUUUAAUCCAUAAACACUGGGAUAUCAAAGUGCUAUUUUUAGUACUUUAGAGGAAGGUAUAUAUAUAUACAUUUGUGCGCAAAUUGGAUUGUCCCCAUUUUAUAUUGUUCGUUUCGAAUAUUUUAUUCUAAUAGACAAAAUUUAUGUAUUGUAAAUAAAAAAUCUAGAAAACACCCAACAAACGGGCGAUAAUAAAUAUUAUUUUAUAUUUGAUUGUAUUUAGAAUACCAUUAUUAUGUUAAACGAACUAAAUGGUACUAAUAGUAUGUAGUAAGUAAAGCGGUCUUAAUAUUUAUAUGACACAUGCAUUGUGUUAUAUUUGUAUAUUUGAUAAAUAAGGCCCUCAAACUUUGUGUAAAAUUGAAUUGCAAUUGUUCAUAUUAGAAGUGUGUAGUGUAUAAUAUUAUAUAUUUUAAAUAUACUAGGCCUUUGGUGUUUUCUAAUAAUAUAUAUUUAUAAUGUUCGGGGGAUAAAUAAAACUUCGAUUUCGUCUAGAUUUUAAUGCACAAACUCCUCAAGAGAAAUGUAGGUGUUUAUUUAUAUGGGUAUCAUAAUCUUGAUUAUCUACAUUGACAAUAUUUAAUAGUUCUCAUAUUUGAAUUGUAUCAUAAUAAUAUAUUAAUAAUAAUAUAUUUAGAAAAUGACUCACGAUAUUGAUAUAGGGUCUUGGUACAGAGUUCUGAGCAUUCCUUGUUAUUUAUACUAAUUUGCUAUACAAUCUCUAUUCGAUAUAUAAUAGUUGACAAAAUAAAUAACAAUUAAUGCUCAGCACUAAGACCAUUACAAUUAUUAAAAUCCACGUGACUAUUAAUAGAUAGUUUAUGUUAUUUCCUGUAAUUGUUUUUUAUUAUUUGUUGUAGCAGCUAACAAUUGAUGUAUGUUGUGCAUUUAGACUAAUUAGUUUAGUCUUUUUACUAACUAUUCUAUGUCCAAACUGAAUAUUCUAAAUUAUUAUGUGAAUUUAAAUUUUCCCAGAAGAUAUUGACUUAUAUUUAGUGGUGAUCUUCAAACUUAUGAUGAAAGCCUUAUACUAUACAUUCCAUUUGUAUUUAAACAUUAUGCCUUCAAAAAAAUGUAUAUUCUACUUUUAGAUGAAGAAUUUAAGAGAUGCAAUUUUUAAAUGAAGAAAAAUGUAAUAAAUUAGUAUUUUACAGACUGUUGGACCAAAACAGGAACAUGACUGUAUAAGCAUAACAUUAGCUCUCUGAAAUUUAUCUCUUGUCAAAUAGAUUCAUAAUGUACACGGUGGAGUGGAAAAGAGUAUUAUUAUCGAAAUAAAUCGAAAUUCAGCGACAGUUUUUGUGAAACUAAACAUAUUAUCUGAUAGAUGAAGGGUUAAUCCUUGUUACUUAGGCCCUCUUUAUUUUUGUAAGUUGUACUCACGUAAGGACGUUAUGUUAAAUUAGUACAUAUUAAUUUUAUUUUUGCAAGUGAAUUAUCAAUAUUCAAUCGACCAUUAAUUAACCUUCAUACGUAAUAUAUUUAUGUUAAUACAACUUGCAGUUUUAUUGGUGUAUAAAUUGUAUAAUUACGUUGUCGAUUUUGUAUGAAUAGUACAAUAGUUAGUUAAAUAAUAAUUUCAAAAUAUCCCAUAAAAUAAUUUGUAUAGUUUCCUGAAUGACUACUGUCAUUGAAUUUCGGAUUUUAUACCAUUUCAGCUAUACCUUGUAUGUAUAUAUAUAUUUGUGAUAAUAUACGAACUUUAUAUUUACAUGGUUAAUGUAAAAAAAUAUCCCUAAUAAUUUUCUUCAGUCAAUAUCGACUGAAGACAUGAAAUAUUUUUGAAAAAUUGAAUGUCUAUAUAAUUAGGCCAUUUUAUGUUGUUUUUUAUUAUUGAAUAUAGGAAACAUCAUUGUUUGUCAUUUCAGCUUUUAUGUGGAUGUCAUAAAUGUAUCUUUAUAUAUGAAUUGGUAUUGUAAAAAGUUAUAAAAAUCGAGUAUGAGGCGUAUUCGAAAACUAAGUGUUCUGUAUCGUAGUGUCACGGGUAACAAACUGUAAUACGAAUUAUUGUAGAUAUGCAAAUUAAGGGAUAAAAAAUAAGGAGAUUAAGAGAAAACGUAGGUAUUUCCAAUUUUUCUUGUGAUCCAGUGAGAUACUUUUAAUAAAUAAAUAGUUUUUUCGUAAAGUGUAAAAAAUAUAUAUAAAAGUAAAUCAACUUGGAAUGAUUUAAGAUUUUGUAUUUAAAUUUCAGAGAUGGAAAGUAAAAUUUGUAACGUUUUGAGUAUAAUUUAAAAAUAUAGCAAAGUGUGUUCGUUACAAAUAAAGACAUAUUAGGAUGUCUUGUUAUUUAUUGCACUACAAUCAUGUCAAUUUUCCAGUUUAUAUGUCAAAACGCUUUUUGGCUUGAGACAAAAAUUUGUAGUUUUGUUAGCGAGUACUACUGAUCCCUAAUUAUUAGUAUUGGAAUACUUUAUACUAAGUAAACUUUGUUUUUUAUUAGUGAUCUUAUUUGGUAAAUAAUCUUGACAUGUAUAUCAUGAAAUUGGUAAUUUAUUUUUUAUAUUUGUAUAUAAAAAUCUUUUUGUCCUAGCAUCUUCUUUAUUUUAUUUGCCUUAAAGAUGCCAAGUAUUGACAAGAUUGUUUACUAAAAAGAACUAGUAAAAUAUAACAUUUCUAUACAUCCCCAUUGAUUGUAGUGGUGCCAUCCAGUAAGAAAUCGUCAAUGAAAACAUUCACGUGAUAUCUUAAGUUUUACAUUUCGACCGCCGUCAUAUUCUAGGAAUUGCAUCAAUCCUGUGAACUAAUUAUACAGUAGGUACUACUUAUUUAAAUUUACGUAUAUAUUUCUGCUUGUUUUGUUACACGAAAAUUAUGAAAUGCAACGAAGCAAAAAAUAGGAAAGUGAUAUUAAAUUUGCAUAGGUAUUCGUAUAUAUACCCUUUUAUUUUGCUUAUUUAUCCUUUAUAUUGCUUAAUGAACCACAUCUAUUGCCUCGGUGGAUCAUUUCAAAAAUAUGUAAAUAAUAUUGCCUUGAUGUCUUGUAUCACUAUUUUUUUUAUUUGACAUAAACGUUGUCGUCAACUAUACAACAGUUGUAUUUUAACCCUGUCCCAAUGUAUAUUAGAAUUUGGUACAAAUCGACCCUGUGAAGCCAUUUAUCAAUGUUUAAAGUAUCUACCUAUCCAUAAGUAAGGAGCCAAAGCACAUGUGAAAGUUUUUGUAAUAAGUAUGUGAGGAUUUUGCGACUGCUUGCUGACACUUAUCAAUAUAAAUUGUGUUAAGAUGGAAUAAUAGUCUUGUUGUUUCAUUCUGUGUUUAGUGCUUUUUCUUUCUUAUCCUGUCCGCAAGAGCUAAGGACGACGGUCCUUAUAAAAAUGACAUAAAAUGCAAUUUUUUACGUAACAUACAAUCGUAUUUUUUCUUUUGAAAACUAUUUUAUAUAUCCGAUUAAAUAAUGCAUUAUCACAUACAGAAACACGGGAAGUCAGUUUUAAUUACUAUAGAAACUGACAGUGACGUGAUACAUUUGCUUAUGCUGUAGUACCUAUAAGAAUUUUUUAGGAUCAUGAUUGUGUAAUAAUAAUCCAUUACUUAUAUUAAUAUAUACGUGUAGUAAAUAUGAAUGUUGUAAUUAUUAUGAAAAAGCCAGAUUUGUGGAAGUAUGUAAUUCGUAUGUCGUGUAAUCAUGUGCUUUGGGACCUAUGUGAUUAUUGCUAAAAAUGUUAACCAAGGCUGCCAUCUUGUCUAUUUGAUGUUUUGUGUACCAACAUACCUACUAUUUAUACUGGUAAUUGAAUAUUACUCGCUCAAAUGAAUGUUCCCCGCUUUAGUUCUUGACAACUUCAACUGUGAAAAUAAAAAACAACUUACCUGA
Messenger RNA from Galleria mellonella (greater wax moth), 8813 nucleotides. It is a transcript of the gene Ac13E, whose product is annotated as adenylate cyclase type 9. Lineage: Eukaryota; Metazoa; Arthropoda; Insecta; Lepidoptera; Pyralidae. Gene Ontology annotation, biological process: intracellular signal transduction; cyclic nucleotide biosynthetic process; adenylate cyclase-activating G protein-coupled receptor signaling pathway. The record is from RefSeq and is a predicted model, not a curated record. The transcript has 8 exons. Gene Ontology annotation, molecular function: adenylate cyclase activity. Bases 294 to 4613 code for a protein of 1439 amino acids.